AUGAGCAGCAUGUCUGAUCCGCACAAGCCUUUCGCGGGGCCUCUGCCACCAUUGCCGUCAGCAUCAACCUCUCUCCCGAGUAUCCACUAUGUCGAAGGUCCCUUUUACUCGGCCCUUCACCAGGCGUGGGACACCACAGCUACCACGUCGAGUAAGUCCCCCUUCAGCGAUGAGCUUCGCGCAGCCAUCGACAAGGCGGAGGAGAAGACCAAAGUCAAUCUGCCUGGCCGAUCAAGAUCCUAUCACGACGAGCAGCUUAACAAGAUGGAAGAGGUGGGCGAAUACAUAUUGUGGACAUCUCUGGUGCUGGAGAGGCUUACAGCCGAGUUUGUCGAAGGACGAUAUCUCUCGGACACCAUUAAUGAGCUCCGUAAACGCUUAUGGGAGGAUGACUUAUCGGCAAUGACAGUCAAUGCGAGCGUAAGCAAGUUGAGACCCUCGCUCAUACAGAGACUCAAUGAUGAGUGGAACAUCAACUGCUGGACCGGUGAGACUGAAGAUUGGUUCAACAAGACCAUCGAGACGCAACUCAACAAGCGCGGCAAGGGCGAAUGGAGAUGCGUGAGGGGUCUCAAAUGUAAACAGGGCGGUGUUGUUGAUGGCGUCGUGAGGGUCUUUGAGCGUCAUUCUGAGUUCAAGUGA
Messenger RNA from Emericellopsis cladophorae, 642 nucleotides. RefSeq lists its product as uncharacterized. Bases 1 to 642 code for a protein of 213 amino acids. The transcript is spliced from 3 exons. NCBI's taxonomy places the organism in Eukaryota, Fungi, Ascomycota, Sordariomycetes, Hypocreales, Bionectriaceae. The record is from RefSeq and is a predicted model, not a curated record.